AUGACGCAGUUCGUGCUGCUCGGCAAAGGGCAGGGCACUGGAACGGGCGACUCCCGCAGCUCCACUGCCACGCCAACUCCGCUGGACGCGCACAAUUACCCCAACCGACACGCCAAAGUUGCCAAGCAAAUCGAUCAGAUGACGUUCCAGAGCGGCGACAAGGGCCAGGGCAAGAGUCCCAAGAAGGCGUACGUGCGAUGCUUCCCAAUCCUGGCCGUGGUCGUGACCCUGAUCGUGUCGUCGAGGCAGAUCCUUCAGCACCGCAUGUACUACCAGAUGCUUCGGCACGGGAUGCUGCUAGACAUCGAGAACUUCUCGGCGUUCUCCGAUCCCUUGUUCUGGAUUGUCGUAUGGUGUACGUUGAACGCGUUCCUGCACUUCCUCGUCAACGUGAUCCACAGCAGUGGCAGCAUUGAGGCGAUGAAGAGCGACUCUUUCAUGGAAGAAGUGGAGACGCGCGUGGUGUUCUUCGUCAUGCCCGCGUGCCUCUACCUGGCCUUCCUCUACGGCUCCUACGACACCGAG
Prorocentrum cordatum is the source of this 525-nucleotide messenger RNA. NCBI's taxonomy places the organism in Eukaryota, Dinophyceae, Prorocentrales, Prorocentraceae. The record is from the annotation of a GenBank genome assembly.